UAUCGACACAGUUCGUUAACACAUCGGACAAUCGUCGCCGUGAAUUUUUCUAAAGUAACUCGAUCGAUUAAGACAAGGCAAGCCGAAGAUGCGCUCCCAAACAAUCGCUUUGCUCGUGUUCGGAAUAAUGGCUGUGGCUUUGGCAUCGCCAGUACCGGGUCAUCAUCAACAUGUCGUUAUCCACGUGCCCUACAAGGUGCACACAAUUCAUCACACCCACGUAAAGAAGGUACAUAUACCAGUGCAUCACGUUGAAAAGGUACCUGUUCCGUAUCCGGUGCACCACGUCGAGAAAGUGGCCGUUCCAGUACCGGUGCAUCAUGUCGAAAAGGUGCCCGUACCUGUCCCGGUUGUACAUAAGGUUCCCGUACCCGUCCAUAUACCAAUCCAUGAAGAGAAACAUGACUGGUACUAAAAAGAGCGCUUUAUCUUCGGCUUUAAUCGUUUUAGAUUACAAGAUAGAAUAAUCAAGAGUUAAUAAGAUUUAAUCGCUGCGGAUAAGUUGGUUGCGGAUGUGUUGAUAAGAAGCUUUCUUGUCGAAUUCAAAGAAAAGGACAAAACACCAAGCAGUACAAAAUUAUUCGAGCCUGUCUAUGCAGCAUUUGAGCAUUUAGCAUAAGAAUAAUAAAUACUUUGUAUGCACGCGUGUGUAGUCAAAACAAAAAUACUUGUAUAUAUUUUAUCACAUUGCAA
Linepithema humile (Argentine ant) is the source of this 693-nucleotide messenger RNA. RefSeq lists its product as uncharacterized. NCBI's taxonomy places the organism in Eukaryota, Metazoa, Arthropoda, Insecta, Hymenoptera, Formicidae. The record is from RefSeq and is a predicted model, not a curated record.